Messenger RNA from Suillus bovinus, 3138 nucleotides. Its product is annotated as cytoplasmic protein. Gene Ontology annotation, cellular component: cytoplasm; nucleus. Bases 223 to 3138 code for a protein of 971 amino acids. The record is from RefSeq and is a predicted model, not a curated record. The transcript is spliced from 10 exons. Gene Ontology annotation, molecular function: mRNA binding. NCBI's taxonomy places the organism in Eukaryota, Fungi, Basidiomycota, Agaricomycetes, Boletales, Suillaceae. Gene Ontology annotation, biological process: nuclear division.
CGUCAACGUCGUCAACGUUGUGCAAGCACUCGUCAACGUCGUCUUCGUUAACCUCCUCUUACUUUUCCUUCUCUUUCUCCUCUUCUUCUUUAUUUCAGUUCACAGCGUGUGAUACCAGUUUAAAUCAAUAUAACAAACAAGUCAACUUGGUAAUUUCUUUACCCCUCCUAUUAAAUUUCAGAAACAUACAUACCCCUCUCACUCCUCUUCCUCUCCCUAACGAUGGACAUCUACUCAACUUCCUUCACUCAUCCACGUCGUACACGCCAUAUUCACCCAGAGUUUCAAAAUUCACUUCCGCCAGACCCUGCACCUCCCGAAGAUGUAGACAAACUCGCUCUACACGCAAUGUCGAUCCACAACCUACACAUUUCCUACCUACCAGCAGACCAUGCUCACCGCGCUUCAAAUUUUUAUAUUUCAGGACCCUAUCAGCAGGUCAUGGCUGCUCGUGGUAUGCUACUCAAAGAUUGUCCAGUUCAACAUCGCACAGCUAUCAAAGUCGCCCGCGCUGACAUCCUAGACGCUCCUUCCUCAAAACCAACACUCAAACCAGACGUCCGUCGUAAACUGGACGACAUCGCAGGCGCUACUCUAGCUCACAUCGCAGUAGUAAACUCCCCUCUUACCCUAAGCAGUCGAACUCCCCCAGACGGUGUUAAUAGCGCAGGUUGGAGCGGUCUUGAAACAGAACGCGUCUGCGAACUCGUCAUCACAGGUCAAGGCGAUGCUACGGAAUUAGCAAGGGUCCGCUUAUUGGUCAUGCUAGACGAACUCAGCGGUCUUCAUUCCGAAAUGUGCGAGAUCGACCAGAAGCUCCAUGCGAUCGUCGCAGGUCGGAAGAGGCACGUUCUCCAGAGCAUCCAGGAGGAGACCGCUACAAACAUUUACUUCCCCUCGCCCUUGCAGGCAUUGGUCGGUCCUGAUAUCGUUUCAAAUACAACACCUACACCUACCGUCCGUCACCCUCAGAACACCAUAUGGAUCACGGGCGAGUUCUUUGGAGUACAAAGGGCGAGGGACAUGUUGUACCAGUUGUCACUCAGCAAGAGGAAAUCCGUCAUCUCGCGUGAUACCGUCAUUGUCCCUCGCAAACUCGACUGGAUGGUCCUCGACCGGGCUGAAGACCUCAAGUCUAUCAUGAGCGACAAUGCUACGUUCGUCCAAUUCCCGCCUAUAGGCAGCUCCGCCAGCCUCAUCACCGUCUUCGGAGAUCACCGCGUGAACGUGCAGCGUACAAUUCGGUCUAUCAUGCAACUCGCCUGUCAAUACUACGUCGCCUCCUUCUGGCUCCUACCCAUCCAGUUCAACGUCCUUCUCCCGCCUACGACCCUCAACUCUUCUCAAGUUACCACGCUCCUGAAACAGAUCUCACUUACGACUGGUGCCGAAGUCGUAUUCAAGAGUAUGUGCUUCGAGAUGCAUGGCCUAGAGUAUGAGGUACGCGCUGCGGUGAAUAUGAUUCUAGAAUUGGAUAUCGUCAAGGCAUUCCACCACGAAAUUCGCUUCCAAGUCGAGCUAGCCAAUGAGCACCGAGAAUUCAUCUCAGGGAAGAAGAAUGGCAAGGUCAACAAAAUCAUGCAGACCACGAAUGUUAAGAUCAAAUUUGAGACAUUCAACGAUCAUAACUUCCUCAUCGAUGUUUCUGGCAACGACGCUUCUGUACUCACUGGUCUCACUCUCUUGCAAGAGGAGCUUCCGGCGGAGAUAUCCUUCCAUGUACCCGAAGCGUAUCACAAGCGCAUCAUCGGCAUUGGCGGGCGGAAUAUCCAACGAAUAAUGAAAAAGUAUGGGGUGUAUGUCAAGUUUAGCAACGCAGAAGAGUUUGCAGCUCUGGGAGGUUACAAUGACAAUGAGGACAAUGUCGUGGCAAGGACGCCCUCGAAGAACGCUAUCAAUCUGGAGAAUCUGAAGCAGUCCGUGAUGGAGAUUGUGAACCCAAAGGACAAGGACUAUGUGAACGAGACGCUGUCGAUUCCCCGGCGAUACCACCGCGCGCUGCUUGGCGAGAAGGCGAUAUUUAUACACGACAUCGAGACCAAGACUAAUUCGCGCGUACGAUUCCCUGAUAAGGAAACAGCUUCAGACGUUGUGACGAUUUUCGGCCCCGAGAGUCAGGUGCAGAUUGCUGCUGCGAUGUUGCUUGAACACGUCCCCUUCGAAGCAGAUAUGGCGGUCCCGCCCAGUGUCGAUCUUCCCAAAGUAUGCGCAUCCGCCGACUUCAUAACCUUUGUGGAGCGUAUCAAGCGCGAGUUCCAAGUGAUCAUCACCCCGAACGUCAAAGCGCCGACGCCGAGCCCAACCAACGGCGCCUCUGCGUCGUCCUCCAGCGCAGUCGCGGUCGGGGACGUGGGCGAGUACUCAUUCAAGUUCCAUUGCCAGAGGAGCAAUUCGGAUUUCUUGCUCGCGGCAAGGGAGCUGUUGGAACAAUUCUUGUUGAACCACAAUGUCCAUGUGUACCCGUCGCCCACGGCACAUACGCAUAAACGGGGUGAUUCGUUUGCGGAGGCAUUCCCGCACUUUGAUAGUAAAGUGUUGUCGACUGCGAGGAGGCAUGAAUCGGUUGAACUUACCCGUUCGGAGAUACUGGGCGAUCGGAGGUUGAGGAUGGCAAAUUCAUCGCCGGAUGUAAAAGCAUUGUUCAAUGCUCCUGCGUACAUAUAUGAUCUAGAGGAGCAUGAGGACUCUCAAUCAGCAUAUGGUCCGCCAGGAACGGGCCUCGACUACUGGACACCACUACCACCGAUCACCCAGGGCACGGGGAUUUCUACACGACGAAAUACCGAAGACGCGCUCAAGCGCGGGUCGGACUCUCUGCUUGAGUCAAAAAUUAAGGAACAGAUCAGCAAGCCCCGAUCGUUGCAGAAUCGUGCGCAGUCACUCGACCUCACGUAUUCGCUCUCGCGCAUCACAGAGGCGAGUAAUAGGCUGCCGCAGCCUGAAUCGCCUACGACGUCGACGGGUGGAGGCACGGGUGGGGAUUCUAGUCCGACGAGUGCAACGGCGCCGUCAUUCCCGAGCGUGUAUGGUCCACGGUCAUCGGCUGUCAUUGGCUCGUCGUCGCAGCGUGCUGCGAUUAGGAGUGAUGCUGAUGUUGUUGAUGAGGUUUCGAGGGUGAUGUCGAACCUCGGGUUGUAA